AUGCAGCUUAUCAAGAAGAAUCACCAAGAGAUUUUUAACGACUCAUUAGCAAAGGAGAUUACCUCAAGCAGCGAGGAUCCGACGUCCUGUUUCGUGAUGAGAGCUCGUAGGAGGCUUCGUACCAGACUGAAAAGGAAAUCCUGCUCUUCUCCGCGAAAAGACGAUUCCGGCUCGUCCACGUCAAUAGCGGACACCGAAUCGUGGCCCACGGAGGAGCUGGACGAGGAGGAGGUGAUUCAUGUGGAGAUGGAAGACGGCUCCGAAGAAUUACUCCUGAAGGACAGCGCCGCUGCCAGAGAAAAGAAACGGAGUCGCGUAAAGAGAAUCCUCGCCGCACUCACGAAAAUUUCUUGGCUCGGAAAAGGAACAAAGACCGAUAGCGAGGGCGUACGGCAAACGGAGAAACCGUCUCUCAUAGACAGAAUAGUUCGAAUGCUUCCUGGAAAUCAAUCUGCCUCGCCCGCACGAACAUAUUUGCAAUCGGUUUCGAGAGACACGGCGUAUUUCGAAGUGAACGAGAACGAAGACUCGCAAUCGAUCGUCGUUCGUACGAAAGAUCGUAUUAAUACUUUAUCAGAUGCCAGAAUAUUAAUCGACAGUCAAAAAACAAACGACAAAUGGAGCACUUUGUGCUCUUGCACGUCGCCGAUAUCUUGUAAAACCAAAGAGGAUAGAAACAUCGGUCGGUCAAGUGUCAUGGAACAGAGCGACGAAAUAUCGAAUACGAACGGAUUGUCAGAAACAGACAAGGAACUGCUGACCAUCGAUUGGAAGACAUCCGAUCGAGAGGAAAAAGAUGUGAAAAGAUAUUGCGUCCGGGAAGAGCAGACCGAAAGGUUAAAAGCGAGAGAAAAAGCAAAAGCCGCGACUUCAAGAGCAAAUGAUGGAACUGAAUUGUACGAACCGUUAGCUGGUUUGGAAUUGUACGGCAUCACGUAUCGGGCAAAAAGGCGUGAGAGACCAACUGAGGAGAAAUUAACGAAGCAAUCGGAAACACGUGUUGACGAUGGAGAGAUGGCGGAAUCCACGGAACUCGAAGAAGGCAUUGAAAUAACGCAGAAAGGCACGCAGAUCGUAACGCGUGAAAUUGAAGGAUUCGCAGAAAUGUCUGAAAAGAGUGUUCAAACAAGUCUAGAAAAAUUCGCAAAAUACAGGAGGAACGAAGAGACGCUGUGUACAGAUGCCGAAAUUUCUCAAGCUUCCGGCGUGGAGAGACGACUAGAAAAGUGGAACAAUAAACGCAAACGUCGUAAAAAGAGUGACUUUGAUGGCAAUUUGUUGCGAGGAAAGCAAAAACUUCGCGAUAAAGCAACGUUAAUUAAAGAGAAGCAUUUUAAAAGAAGAAGAGAAGUGAAAACAAUUUGCGAUCGCGAUAUGCAAAUUUCGAGGCAAGAUCGUCAAACACAGUGCGCUUCUCAUGACGUUGGGGAAGACGUUGAAAGAAUAAAUCAAGAUGUCUGCGAUUCGAAUAAAUCAGAAGUCCGGUCUUGUGAUGUUCGGUCGCAAUUCAAGUCACCUGUACAAACGACUCACUGCUACGACUGUGAUUAUUUAUUGGAUCAACAAAAAUACAUGUGUCCGUGUAACGAGCACAUUAAGCACGACAGUUGUUACACAGAUAUUAAAACUAUUUAUGCAUCCAAAGUUAAAAAACUAAGUCUAUCAGAAACGAAACCACAGAAAAUAAGAAAAAACAGAUACGACGUCAAUAUGUGCGAAACCAGACUGGAGAUUCCUAUGUUGAAAAAAUAUCUGCCCGCGUAUCAAACGCCGGGGUUGAUAGAGGAGCUAAAGGAACACGACAGAAUGAAAUUAAUUCAGGAACGAGAAACCAGAAGAUGGGCGGCUUUGAGUGCCCUUCGAAGCACGAAGGGUUCUCUGUCAAGUGCCAAACCGAGAAACCGCGCAUCCUGUAAUACUUCUACUGCUAUGUACGAUGCUCGUGAAUUUACGGAUAGAUUAACUCCGGUCACCGCGAAGCUAACUGAGGUUAACACCCUCCCUUAUCAAGAAACGCAAACUUUUAAAGAUGUUAUAUGUGAGUUUCGGAAAAAGGCCGAAAUCGAGAGACCUUUAAUAUUGUUGUCGCAGCGCGCAGACAAAUGUAAAGAACUCAAGCAAUUAUUUCCCCGCAAAAUUGAGGAUCGUAAAGGAAUUACUGUCACGUCGAGGCUCGCGAAAGCAACUGUCGACAGAUUUAAGUGCAAACACAAAGAAAGAUGCAAUACUAGCUAUAAAGCGGAUCAACGAUAUCAAACCGAAUUAUUCAGCGAGAUAUCAUCGAUUUGCAGUUAUCCCUGUAAACAUCAUCAAUCCGGUAUUUCGACUUCGGCCGAUGAAACUACAGAUAACGAUAAUGCGCUAUAA
Messenger RNA from Pseudomyrmex gracilis, 2367 nucleotides. RefSeq lists its product as uncharacterized. The transcript has 10 exons. Lineage: Eukaryota; Metazoa; Arthropoda; Insecta; Hymenoptera; Formicidae. The record is from RefSeq and is a predicted model, not a curated record. Bases 1 to 2367 code for a protein of 788 amino acids.